UCACAAAAUCAAAUACAGAUUAGCCGACGUGGUAAGCAACGUGCGGUGCAUGUCCUUAUAUACUUCUAUAUGUAUGACAUGUGUGAUUACAUGAGAUAACAUCUCUCUCUAUCUCUAUCUCUCUAUCUAUAUACGUAUAUAUAUAUAUAUCACUAGAUUACACAUAUCAACGCAACUACCCCCAAUCAUGGCUGCUUCUGCAACAUCUAAGCUCCUUGUAUCCGACAUCGCUUCCUCCGUUGAUCAUGUCCCUUCAAACUACGUCCGACCAAUCUCUGACCGUCCAAAUCUGUCCGAGGUUGAAACUUCCGGCGAAUCUAUCCCUCUAAUCGAUCUCCGGGAACUCGAUGGACCCAACCGAGCCGACAUUAUCCAUCAGUUUGCUCAUGCAUGCUCCUCUUAUGGCUUCUUCCAGAUCAAGAACCAUGGAGUACCAGAAAAGACGAUCGAGAGAAUGAUGACAGUGGCGAGAGAGUUUUUCCGCCAGCCAGAGAACGAAAGAGUGAAGCAUUACUCUACAGAUACAAAAAAGACAACGAGACUCUCAACAAGUUUCAACGUCGGCUCAGAGAAAGUCUCAAACUGGAGAGACUUCCUUCGACUCCAUUGCUUCCCUAUCGAAGAUUUCAUCGACGAGUGGCCUUCAAAUCCCGUCUCUUUCAGAGAGAUCACAUCCGACUACGCCACAAGCGUAAGAUCCUUGGUCCUGACUCUUCUUGAGGCAAUCUCAGAGAGCUUAGGCCUUGAGAAAGAUCGUGUAAGCAAUACAUUAGGCAAACAUGGUCAACACAUGGCCUUGAACUACUAUCCACCUUGUCCUCAACCCGAUCUAACGUUCGGACUUCCCGGACAUAAAGAUCCAAACUUGAUCACUGUUCUUCUCCAAGACGAAGUCUCUGGUUUACAGGUCUUUAAAGAUGGUAAAUGGGUCGCUGUUCAUCCUGUUCCCAACACUUUUAUAGUCAAUAUCGGCGACCAAAUGCAGGUUAUAAGCAAUGACAAAUACAAGAGUGUUCUCCAUAGAGCGGUUGUGAACAGCGACAAGGAGAGGAUAUCGAUACCAACAUUCUACUGUCCUUCUGCAGAUGCUGUGAUUGGUCCACCACAAGAACUGAUCAAUGAGGAAGAAGGCUCUCCUGCUGUUUACAAAAGCUUUACAUAUGCAGAGUAUUAUGAAAAGUUUUGGGACAGAGCACUUGCAACUGAGAGCUGUCUGGACUUGUUCAAAGUUUCUAAAAUCUAAGUUUCUAAAGUCAUGACUUGGUUCUUUUAGUUAUUGACAGGAAUCUAAAUACCCAUUUGUGUUACCAUUUCAAGAUCAGUAAUUUCUUUCUUCGUC
Molecule: messenger RNA, 1339 nt
Organism: Eutrema salsugineum
Lineage: Eukaryota; Viridiplantae; Streptophyta; Magnoliopsida; Brassicales; Brassicaceae
Product: protein DMR6-LIKE OXYGENASE 2
Exons: 3
Coding region: 188-1243 (351 amino acids)
Source: RefSeq, a predicted model, not a curated record